GAAGGCCAUGGAAGCCAGGGCCAAAAAACCUUUAAAAAAAAAAUUUGAACAUCGAGAGAAAAUCUUUGCUUGCCGAAACAUACAAUAAAAUAGAUAUUAGAAGUACAUACAAAUAAUAAUUUAUAGACCAAUACAAUGAAUAUUCCUUUCCCAGUUUUAACUCCACGUCUAAUAGAUUCAAAGUGGUUUAACGCAGAUAGCCCAUGCGACGAAGAAUCAGAAUUAACAGCUUUAGAACAAGCCAAUCAACACUGGCUGAGCUCAAUCGGUCAGCAAUAUAUGAAAAGAGCACCACUUGGAAAGUCUGACCCUGAGCCAAUGGAAGAAGAGGCAGACACUGAUGAAGAAGAAGGGAAUGAUGAAUCUGAUGAAUCUGAAGAGACUCACGAUGAAGAUGAAGAAGAAGAACUUCGUACAUCAUAUUCACCUGCCAGAAAUAAUAAUGAACUAGAACCUGACAGCUUAGAUGACUUAAAUGAUGCUCCUGAAUUAAACACAUCUGAUCAAAGUACUUUAUAUUGAUUUUAUUGUAAAUUUAAUUGAAUUUUAAAAGGAUAUUAUUUACCACACCUGGGUAUGGACUAACUUCAUGACCCCCAGCUCCUAGCAUUAAAGCUCCACUAUUAGUGAAGGACAUGC
Messenger RNA from Diatraea saccharalis (sugarcane borer), 639 nucleotides. The record is from the annotation of a GenBank genome assembly. Lineage: Eukaryota; Metazoa; Arthropoda; Insecta; Lepidoptera; Crambidae.